Rhinichthys klamathensis goyatoka is the source of this 916-nucleotide messenger RNA. RefSeq names its product CD48 antigen-like. Bases 91 to 909 code for a protein of 272 amino acids. NCBI's taxonomy places the organism in Eukaryota, Metazoa, Chordata, Actinopteri, Cypriniformes, Leuciscidae. The transcript is spliced from 4 exons. The record is from RefSeq and is a predicted model, not a curated record.
AGGCUCUAAACAUUAGCGCUUUACGGCAAAUAAACUUAUUAAUUACCUUUUAAUGUCACAUUAGUUUCAGUUCUCAGAGGCUUUACGAAAAUGAUUCGCACAUUUGUUUUGUUAUUUUUGUUGUGUCUGGUUGGUGUGUUUGAUGUUGAGUCACAUGAAGUUUCAGUGAUGAUGGGAGAUUCUGUCACUCUGGACUCGAGUGUUUCUGAAAUGCAACCAAAGAAUGAGAUCGAGUGGAGGUUUGACGGCAUUCGCAUAGCUAAAGUAAUGAAGGGCAAUCCUACAUAUUAUGAUAAUGCGAGAUUCAGAGACAGACUGAAGCUGGAGAGAAAUGGAUCUCUCACCAUCACAGACACCAGAAUCACAGACACUGGAGUCUAUGAAUUAAGUAUUAUUAUUAAUAAUGAGAUAACCAAGACGUUCAGUGUUACAGUUUAUGCUCCACUAUCCAUUCCUGUCAUUACCAGUGACAUUUCAAAAUGUUCAUCAAGCUCAAAAUGUGCACUGCUGUGUUCAGUGAUGAAUGUGAGUCAUGUGACUCUCUCCUGGUACAAAGGAAUCAGUGUAUUGUCCAGCAUCAGUGCGUCUGAUCUCAGCAUCAGUCUCUCUCUUCCUCUGGAGGUGGAAUAUCAGGAUAACAACACUUACAGCUGUGUGAUCAACAAUCCCAUCAGCAACCAGACCACACACGUCUGCAUUACCGAUCUCUGUCGUUUGUGUACAGUUCUCUCUUCAGAUGAAGUUCAUAAUUGUGAAAGCACUGAAGCUGUGAUCCGAUUGGUCGUCACUGCUCUGGUGGGCGUGUCCGCUGUGGCUGCUUUCAUUGUGCUGGUUUAUGACAUCAGAUCAAGAAGAGUUGAACUGGAGAGACAUCAGACCUUCAAUGAUGGAUCUAAUAUUCUAAAAUAAGAAUAAA